Molecule: messenger RNA, 1062 nt
Organism: Clarias gariepinus (North African catfish)
Lineage: Eukaryota; Metazoa; Chordata; Actinopteri; Siluriformes; Clariidae
Gene: psmb8a
Product: proteasome 20S subunit beta 8A
Exons: 7
Coding region: 179-985 (268 amino acids)
Cellular component (GO): proteasome core complex
Molecular function (GO): threonine-type endopeptidase activity
Source: RefSeq, a predicted model, not a curated record
UAAUUUAUGUCGGGUCCACGUGGGAAGUAAAAGGAGUCAGAGCGCCACCUGCAGUCAGGAAGUUUCUCCGAAUACUGGUGAUGUGAUCAGGCAAGCCGCGCUCACAGGACAGCCGAGCGCCGAACCCGGCAGGAAUUUCUUGUUUGUUUUUCUUGAUUAUUCAUCGUAAUAAACAGAGAUGGCCCUUCAGGCAGUGAGCGGAUCCUCGGCUCAGUUCGGCUUAAACAGGACGCAGUUUGUUGAUCGACCGAAUCACUACAGCUUUGGGACAAAAUCUCAAGAAUUUGCUCUACCAGUUGGGGUUGAUCCGUCAGCCUUUCUGAAAUCGUGCAGUUGUGAUGAUGGGAUAUCGAUAGAUUUGAACCAUGGCACCACAACACUGGCUUUUAAGUUCCGCCAUGGUGUCAUUGUAGCUGUCGACUCCAGAGCCUCAGCUGGACGCUAUAUUGCGUCAAAGGAGGCAAAUAAGGUGAUCGAGAUCAACCCUUACCUGCUGGGCACCAUGUCUGGCAGCGCAGCAGACUGUCAGUACUGGGAGAGACUUUUGGCUAAGGAGUGCAGGCUUUACCAGCUCCGUAAUAAGCAGAGGAUCUCAGUGUCUGCAGCUUCCAAGUUGCUGUCCAACAUGAUGAUUGGCUAUAGAGGCAUGGGUUUGUCCAUGGGUAGCAUGAUCUGUGGCUGGGACAAGAAGGGUCCUGGUUUGUAUUACGUAGAUAGCAAAGGAACACGUCUCUCAGGGCAAAUGUUUUCCACUGGCUGUGGGAACGGCUAUGCAUACGGUGUAAUAGACAGUGGCUACCGUGAGGACAUGUCAGUGGAAGAGGCGUACGAGCUCGGCCGCCGCGGCAUUGCUCACGCCACACACAGAGAUGCCUACUCUGGAGGAGUCGUGAAUCUCUAUCACAUGAAGGAGGAUGGUUGGAUUAAGGUCUGCAAGGAGGAUGUGUCCGAGCUAAUCCACAAGUACAGGAAAGGAAUGUUCUGAACCCUUUUAUGCUCGAACACUAACCCUGUAUCUGACAUGAUUCAUUGAUAAAAAUAAAAAUGCUGUUUAAAACAUAA